CCUGUCAGUCAGAACUUGGGUUGGAUUUUCGCGCGAAAAAAAAAACACCAAAAAGCUAAACAAAAACCAGGUUGCCAGGGGACGGAGAGACGUUGAGGCUCGCGCAGCAGUGGCUUAUAAGAAAAUAGGAUCUACACAUACCCUGUUCCAUGAGGAACUGUGUGGAACCGGCCAGCUGAGCUGUUACCCUAACAGCAGGUUCAGUACCACCCUCAUCCAAAUAUACGCAAUGCAGAGCACCAUAAGAUCAUUCUUCCAGCCCCUGGCACGAACAAAUCCUGGAAAACAAACAGCAGAAAAGAAUCACCUGGAAGAGGAACCCACCCCCAAAAAGAAACUAGUAGAUUCUGAACAGCUGGUAAAUGGUAGAGCACUCUGUGCAGAUUCUCCAGUGAAACCUGCAGCCAAAAAAUCCACGAAGGUACUUAACAGUGAAGAUGAAGAAGAUUCUGAUAAACCAGAAGGAAAGGAUACACAGUCAGGUGAUAGCAAGCAGGCAACUGACUGUGUUCCUGAGCAAAAGAUCCCUGCAGAGAGCAUCUCCCCUAGAACUAGCCCUGCUAGUUCUAAUUCACCCUCACCCUCCAGCAUUCCACGGCGCAAAACUGCCCGUAAGCAACUCCCUAAACGAAAAGCAGAGGAAGAAGUCAACAGCCAUGAUAGCUCCCUGGAGGAUGCUAGUGCCAAAAGGCAGAAGAGAGAUGAUGGAGAUGGCUCAAAAGGGGAGCCAGAUGAGAGGCCCAUGGAGAUGGAAGAAGAGAAAGAUGAGGAUGCAAAAUUGGUAGAGCAUGAAACAGAAAGAGAUGCAAAGGAAGAGAAGAUGCCAGAACCCCCUAAGUCAUCCAGCAAGCCCAUCUCUAGUUUUUUUGCCCCCAGGAAAGUUUCUGUGAAGACAGAGAAAAAGCAGGCCCCAGUGAUGAAGGAAAACAUGCCUGUACCAACGAGCCAUAAAGAAGACAGUCAGCAUGAAUUGAGUAGCAUGCCUGACGAUUCAAUCAAGAAAACUCUUAAGCUUGAGCCUGCAGAUUACAACCCUGCAAAAAACAAUUAUCAUCCUAUCCAUGAUGCUUGCUGGGGCCCUGGCCAGAGGGUACCAUACCUAGCUGUAGCACGUACAUUUGAGUGGAUCGAGGAGGAGUCAGCACGGCUGAAAAUUAUAGAGACCCUGAGCAAUCUGUUUCGGUCUGUGAUAGCGCUUUCUCCGGAAGACCUAUUGCCCUGUGUCUACCUCUGUCUCAAUCGGUUAGGCCCAGCAUACGAAGGCCUUGAGCUGGGCAUCGGCAAAACCAUCCUCAUGAAAGCUUUGGCUCAGGCCACAGGUCGCCAGCUGGACCAGAUCAAGGCAGAAGCUGCAGAGAAGGGAGACCUGGGUUUAGUUGCUGAGAGUAGCCGCACCACACAAGGCACCAUGUUUGCCCCACCCAAGCUUGGUGUUGCUGCUGUCUUUGGCAAACUGCAGGCAAUUGGGCGCAUGAUGGGAAGCUCUUCUAUGAACAAGAAGAUCGACAUUAUCAAGUCCUUGUUUGUUGCUUGUCGCCAUUCAGAGGCCCGCUACAUUGCUCGAUCACUGGAAGGAAAACUGCGGAUUGGAUUAGCAGAGCAAUCUGUCCUGUCGGCUCUGGCCCAGGCAGCAUCACUCACUCCUCCGGGUCAAAAAUUCCCCCUAGAAGUUCUGGAUGCUGGAAAGGGCAAGUCUGCAGAGGCACGCAAAGCUUGGCUGGAUGAGAGAGCCUUGAUUGUUAAACAGGCCUUCUGUGAGCUGCCAAAUUACGACACCAUCGUGCCUGUCCUUCUGAAGCAUGGUGUGGAGAGCCUGCCUCAACACUGCAAGAUUACACCAGGAAUCCCCCUGAAGCCUAUGCUGGCUCACCCAACCAAGGGAAUUGGAGAGGUAUUAAAACGCUUUGAAGAGGCAGCUUUCACCUGUGAAUACAAGUAUGACGGGGAGCGAGCACAGAUCCACAUCCUGGAGAAUGGGGAAGUGCACAUAUACAGCCGGAACCAAGAAAACAACACAACCAAGUACCCUGACAUCGUCAGCCGUAUCCCCAAGAUGAAAAAGAGCAUUGUGCAAUCUUGCAUCUUGGAUGCAGAGGCUGUGGCCUGGGACCCAGAUUCCAAACAGAUCCAGCCAUUCCAGGUACUGACCACCCGCAAGCGCAAGGAUGUAGAUGCUGCAGACAUCAGAGUGCAGGUUUGUGUGUACGCGUUCGACAUGCUCUACCUCAAUGGGCAGUCUCUAGUCCGGAAACCCCUGUCUCAGCGUCGGGCCUUGUUGCAUGAUUCCUUCACUGAGGUUGAAGGCCAGUUCCUCUUUGCCACCUCCAUGGACACUAGUAACACUGAUGAGAUAGCAGAAUUCCUGGAACGCUCCAUCAAAGACUCAUGUGAGGGACUAAUGGUGAAAACACUGGAAGUGGAUGCCACAUAUGAAAUUGCAAAGAGAUCCCACAACUGGCUGAAGCUUAAAAAAGACUAUCUGGAGGGCGUUGGGGACACCUUGGACCUGGUGGUGAUUGGUGCCUACCUGGGCAAGGGCAAACGUGCGGGCACAUAUGGUGGUUUCCUCUUGGCCUGCUAUGAUGAGGAAAGUGAGGAGUUCCAGAGUAUCUGCAAGAUCGGCACUGGAUUUACAGAUGAGGACCUGGAAAAACUCCAUACCUCUCUCAAGGACCAUAUGAUUCCACAACCACGGCCAUACUACCGCUGGGGUGGGACAGCUGAGCCUGAUCACUGGCUGGAGGCUCAGCAUGUAUGGGAGGUGAAGUGUGCUGACUUAUCCAUUUCUCCUGUCCACAGAGCAGCAACUGGUUUGGUGGAUGAAGAAAAGGGCAUUUCUCUACGCUUCCCCAGAUUCCUGCGCGUCCGAGAAGAUAAGAAACCAGAGGAGGCCACUGCCAGCACCCAGGUGGCUGAACUGUACCGGAAGCAGCAACAGAUCCAGAAUCAGCAGUCAGUGGAAAAAGGAGAUGAUGAUUUCUACUAAUAAUAAUCCUGUACAUCCAACUGGGCAAAGGGUCUUUGCUAACUUCUCCCUUGGAGCGAGGCUAAAGCCUUCAAUACACCUUUGGUCUUAUGAAUCUGUCCCACCCAGUUUGUGAGGCUUGGGUGGAGGGCGUGUGUUGAAGCUGGAUCCUGCAUUUCAUGCUUGGUACUAGCUGAUAAUGCCCUGAUGUCAAAACCUGCCUGUGAUUGGGCAGGCAAAGUGAAAAGUUUGGUGAUGGUCUAUUAAUAAACCUUGGUA
This is a messenger RNA of Elgaria multicarinata webbii, 3244 nucleotides long. RefSeq names its product DNA ligase 1 (gene LIG1). The transcript is spliced from 27 exons. NCBI's taxonomy places the organism in Eukaryota, Metazoa, Chordata, Lepidosauria, Squamata, Anguidae. The record is from RefSeq and is a predicted model, not a curated record. The coding region runs from base 230 to 2986 and encodes 918 amino acids. Gene Ontology annotation, biological process: DNA recombination; DNA biosynthetic process; lagging strand elongation. Gene Ontology annotation, molecular function: DNA ligase (ATP) activity; DNA binding; ATP binding. Gene Ontology annotation, cellular component: nucleus; mitochondrion.